GGGAUACACAGACAGACGUUUGACUAAGAGGGUGAAAUAGAGUGAAGCUUUUUUCACAAGAGAAGAACUUUAUUUCUGCAAUCAGACCUUCAAGAAUGUUGCUUCAAAUGUCUUUCCUCUGUUUGUCCUGCUUAGCUGUGUUCUCACAUAGCCAACACCAAGCCUCCCUUAGCCGCUCCAAUGACCCUACCGGGCGCUGCAUCUACACCUUUGAAGUGAUCAGUCCACAGGAGACCAGUUGCACCGGAAACAGCACCGAAUCAGAGAUGGAUGAAGUCCUGACCAGACUCACCCUGCUGGAAGCUAUGGUCAGUCAACUGAUAGCAGGGAGGGGCAGUGGAACUGGCACUGGUGGCCUGAGGUACAAUGAUGAGUAUCUUCAGGAGGCUUACGCCCAGGUCACAAGAGAAAGAAACCAGCUACAACUGGAAGAGGGACGUCGGAAGACACAGGUCCAGAAGCUGCAGAGUACACUGGCCGAGCUGAGCUUGGAGGCAGAGAGGCUCCGGCAGAGACCCUGCGAGCAGACAAAUACCUCAGGUGGAACCCUACAUGAAAACAGACCUCUAAGAGACCCAGGGUAUCACUUCAAAAAUACCUCCUAUCAGAAGAUGAAGGCUGAGGUGAAAAAGCUUCCUGCAUCCCACCUCAUUCCUGAAGGAAACCACAGCCUAACAGGUUGUGGAGAGUUGCUGUCAGUGGGAGAUCCCGUGUUGCACAGGAAAGCUGAUGCCAUCACAGGGAAGUAUGGAGUAUGGCUGCAGGAUCCAGACCCCCGGGGUCCUUAUUACACUAAAAACACAGUGUGGCGAAUCGAUGCGGUUGGUAAAGAAGUCCGUCAGCUCUUUAUUUAUGAAAACAUUGAUCAGUUUUCCAAAGGCUUCCCUAUGAAGGUCCUGGUUCUGCCAGAGCCUAUGGAAAGCACAGGAGCCACAGUGUACCAAGGCUCCCUGUACUACCAGCGCAGACGCAGCAGGACCCUGCUUCGGUACAACCUCACCUCAGAGAAUCUUGCAUCCCGCCUGGACUUGCCUCAUGCCGGCUUUCAUGGCCAGCACCCUUACUCCUGGGGUGGCUACACGGACAUCGACCUGGCAGUGGAUGAGCAGGGACUGUGGGCCAUUUACAGCACAAGUAAAGCAAAGGGGGCGAUCAUUAUUUCCCAGUUGGACCCCGAGAGUAUGAAAGUGAGAAGGAGCUGGGAGACCAAAAUCAGGAAGAACUCAGUUGGUAAUGCUUUCAUGAUGUGUGGACGCUUAUUCACAAUAGCCAGCUAUACCACCCCCAACACCACCAUCAAUUACAUGUUUGACACAGCCACUAUUGAGGGGCAGUCCAUUGCCGUGCCCUUUAUGAACAAGUACCGCUACAACAGCAUGGUGGAUUACAACCAUGCCCAGAGGAAGUUGUAUGCCUGGGACAACUUCCACAUGGUUACGUACGAUGUUAGACUGGGAUGGGCUGGUCAAGGCAGUAGCUAAACAGGACUCAAAAAGACCCCUGUUGAGUUGAUAAUUCUUAUAUAGAACAAGUCUCAGUGGACAUGAUUUUUGUAAGGCUUUGGCACAUUUAUAGAGUUUCUCUGAAAUUUUUAUUAUUGUACAUAGGCAUACAAUAUACAUGUGUUCUGGCAAGAGA
This is a messenger RNA of Girardinichthys multiradiatus, 1638 nucleotides long. Its product is annotated as myocilin-like. Gene Ontology annotation, cellular component: Golgi apparatus. The record is from RefSeq and is a predicted model, not a curated record. The coding region runs from base 96 to 1481 and encodes 461 amino acids. NCBI's taxonomy places the organism in Eukaryota, Metazoa, Chordata, Actinopteri, Cyprinodontiformes, Goodeidae. The transcript is spliced from 3 exons. Gene Ontology annotation, biological process: osteoblast differentiation; signal transduction.